This is a messenger RNA of Oryctolagus cuniculus (rabbit), 2310 nucleotides long. RefSeq names its product Wnt family member 2 (gene WNT2). Gene Ontology annotation, cellular component: extracellular region. Gene Ontology annotation, biological process: canonical Wnt signaling pathway; neuron differentiation; multicellular organism development. NCBI's taxonomy places the organism in Eukaryota, Metazoa, Chordata, Mammalia, Lagomorpha, Leporidae. Gene Ontology annotation, molecular function: cytokine activity; frizzled binding. The record is from RefSeq and is marked inferred.
UGCAGAGCUGAUCGGACUGGGGCGUGCGGCGGCCGCGCUCCUGCGCCUGGGGAAUUGGGCUGUGGGCGAGGCGGCCCGGCUGGCCUUUAUCGCUCCCCGGGCUUGUCUUUUGAAACUUUAUCAGUGAGUCUUGCUGCUCGCCCGCAGACGCGAGCAGGGGGGGCGGGGGCGCGGCGCCGGCGGCCGUGACGAGGCGCUCCCGGCGCUGAGCGCUUCUGCUCCGCGCACGCAUGGCGCCCGCACACGGAGUCUGACCUGAUGCGGACGCAAGGGGGUUAAUAUGAACGCCCCUCUCGGUGGAAUCUGGCUGGGGCUCCCUCUGCUCUUGACCUGGCUCAGCCCCGAGGUCAGCUCUUCAUGGUGGUACAUGAGAGCUACAGGUGACUCCUCCAGGGUGAUGUGUGACAAUGUGCCAGGCCUGGUGAGCCGCCAGCGGCAGCUGUGCCACCGACACCCGGACGUGAUGCGUGCCAUAGGCCUGGGUGUGGCCGAGUGGACAGCAGAGUGCCAGUAUCAGUUCCGACAGCACCGCUGGAACUGCAACACCCUGGACAGGGAUCACGGCCUCUUUGGCAGGGUUCUGCUCCGAAGUAGUCGGGAAUCUGCCUUUGUAUACGCCAUCUCCUCAGCUGGAGUUGUAUUUGCCAUCACCAGGGCCUGUAGCCAAGGAGAAUUAAAAUCCUGUUCCUGUGAUCCAAAGAAGAAAGGAACUGCCAAGGACAGCAAGGGCACCUUCGACUGGGGUGGCUGCAGUGAUAACAUUGACUAUGGGAUCAAGUUUGCCCGAGCCUUUGUGGAUGCCAAGGAAAGGAAAGGAAAGGAUGCCAGAGCGCUGAUGAAUCUUCACAACAACAGAGCGGGCAGGAAGGCUGUAAAGCGGUUCUUGAAACAAGAGUGCAAGUGCCACGGUGUGAGCGGCUCGUGUACUCUGCGGACAUGCUGGCUGGCCAUGGCCGACUUCAGGAAAACGGGCGAUUACCUCUGGAGGAAGUACAAUGGAGCCAUCCAGGUCGUCAUGAACCAGGAUGGCACUGGUUUCACUGUGGCUAACAAGAGGUUUAAGAAGCCAACGAAAAAUGACCUUGUGUACUUUGAGAAUUCUCCAGACUACUGUAUCAGGGACCGAGAGGCAGGCUCCCCGGGUACAGCAGGUCGUGUGUGCAACCUGACGUCCAGAGGCAUGGACAGCUGUGAAGUCAUGUGCUGCGGGAGAGGCUACGACACCUCCCGCGUCACCCGGAUGACCAAGUGCGAGUGUAAGUUCCACUGGUGCUGUGCCGUGCGUUGCCAGGACUGCCUGGAGGCCCUGGACGUGCACACAUGCAAGGCUCCCAAGAGUGCUGACUGGACAACCCCAACAUGACCCCAGCGGAGGUCACCACCCACCGACCCUCCUGCAAGGACUCCACUGGAUCUGCGAGGACACUGGACCCAUGGGCUCUCUUAGGGGGGAUAUUUCUUAAGGCAUGUGGCCUUUGUCUCAGCAGAAGCCCCUCCCCUCCUUGGCGGCCCCAGUACUGGGGGCCAUGUGCUGCAUACCACACAUGCCCUGUUCUGUCUGCCGCCUGGCUCUCUGGGGUCCCCCCUCUUCCUGGGGAGUUCUCUUUGGAACCAGGCUGUUGGGGGGAGGGCGGCAGGCCCAGAUCGCCAUCUUCACCCUUCUAGACUUUCCUUUUUCUAGAGCUGUUGGCCAGGAGGACAGAGAGUGUCUCAAGGGAGCUUCCCCUGCGUCCUCCCACACACAAUCGCCGUGAAGAAAUCUCAUCCUUCUCUCCAGGAGUGGGUGCGGGGCGGGGGGGGCAGUAAAGAAGACAAAAUCGACUGUCAUUGAUUAACUUAAAUUCUUGAAAAAUCCAGCAAGGUUUUCCUGUGAUCAGUGGAUGCCAGGGGCCACCCCACCCCCUCUGCCCGCACCCUGGGGUGAAUGGUCACUGCCUGGGGGAAGGAUGGCUUUCAAUAAACUUCAGGUUUCAAAUGCACACUUUCAAGGGACUCAUUGCCUUGGCCGAGUCUGACGUAAAAAGGUGGGACUGUGUAUCCUUGGGGAUGGUGAUGUUUUGAAUCUUUGUGCUAGCAAAAGGCUCAUAAUGGCGACUGCUUUGCAUCGCUGUUCCCUCCAUGUAAAGAAUCUGUAGGGAGUGAACCUUCCCUCUGACUUGGGAUCUGAAGGGAACUACAAACGAAGAUGGGUGAUCUGGCAAUAUUCUGUAACUAUUGGGUGAACAUGGUGGAAAAUGAUUUUGAGCAUCAGAAAGUGUGAACAAAUAAGAACACGGGGUGGGGGGGAUGGGGAUAACAUUCCUAUCUGGU